AUGUACUUUUUCGGUUUGUUGCACAAAUUUCAAAAAAUUCAGGUACGAAAACUAGGACUUUUCGAAGCAAGUAAUAUAUUUUACUUUCGUAAAAUAUGUGAAGCAAUAGGCUUAUUAUCAUUAGCAAUAUUUUUGCAACUGCAACAACGAUUCAUCUUAUCAGCACUGAUCCUGGGAUUAGCUUGGCAGCAAUUGGGAUGGUUAAUUCACGAAUAUGCACAUCAUCAACAUUUUAAAAAUCACUACUGGAAUGAUAUAGUAUCAUAUAUUGUUGGAAAUUUACUGCAAGGUUUCUCAAGUGGUGGUUGGAAAGAACAACAUAAUAUGCAUCAUGCAGCAACAAAUAUUAUCGGUCGUGAUGGUGACAUUAAUUUAAUGCCAUUUUGGGCUAUUGUACCAACAGAUUUGGAACAAAUACAAAAAAGUUGGUUAUUAAAAGUCAUACCAUAUCAACAUAUUUAUUGGACUAUAGCUUUCCCAUUCUUACGAAUUUCAUGGCUUUUGCAAUCGAUCACUUUUGUUGCAAAUAUGCCAAAUAGUCCUUUUGAGAUUCAUAGGAAGAGGGCAAUAUUUGAGCGUUCGAUGCUAUUAUUACAUUGGUGCAUGGUGUUCAUUCAACUUUAUUACUUACCAACAUUUCAAAUACGAUUAAUUUAUUUCAUCAUAUCACAAUUAUUCGCUGGAUUUCUCUUAGCUCAUGUUGUUACGUACAAUCAUUACUCUACUCCAAAAUUUAAAUAUAAUGAUCCAAUUUUGACGAGUUAUGUUUGUUUACAACUUUAUACAACCAGAAAUAUGCAGCCAGGAAUUUUAGUUGAUUGGUUAUGGGGUGGAUUAAAUUAUCAAAUUGAACAUCAUUUAUUUCCAACUAUGCCAAGACAUAAUUUGAAAACGGUGAUGCCAUUAGUGAAGGAAUUUUGCAUGGAAAAUAAUUUACCCUAUAUGGUAAAUGGAUAUUUUGAAGGAUGGCUUAUGGAAAUUCAACAAAUGGCUGCAGUUGCAAAAUUAGCACAACGAUUUUAUAUCAAAACUAAAGCAUAUGAAAAAUGA
Molecule: messenger RNA, 1050 nt
Organism: Cercopithifilaria johnstoni
Lineage: Eukaryota; Metazoa; Nematoda; Chromadorea; Rhabditida; Onchocercidae
Source: the annotation of a GenBank genome assembly